AUUUCCGGCUUCUAGCAACUUCACAGGAAGUGACGUAUCACCAUAGGUCCUGCCGCUUAAAACCUCCGCCCGGCCAACUACAUUGCCAGCAAAGCAAUGGCGACUGAACGUAGUUUCCCAGACAGCCACAUUGACGACGACCCCCAGCAAGCACUUGAGGGACUGACCAAGGCCUUGCAAGGAGACUCUGACAAUGCUGAGUUGCUGUGCCAGCGUGCCUAUGCCUACACACUCCUCAACAACUACACUUGCGCUGUUGAGGAUGCCAAGAAAGCCCAGCAGCUAAAUCCAGGCCUUCCCCUCGCUUUCAUGCGAACAGGAAUAGCAGAGUACCACCUGAGCCAGUAUGAGUCAGCCCAUGCAGCCUUCACUCAAGGAUACCAACUGGAUGGUUCUGAAAAAACUUUUGAGAUUUGGAUCAAGCGAUGUGAGGAAAUGUUGGAUGAGAAGACGGAGGACAGCCGCGUGGAGACGAAGCCAGCAGGGCCGAACGUGAAAUAUGACUGGUACCAAACAGAAUCCCAGGUCAUCGUCACAGUCAUGGCGAAAAAUGUUCCGAAGGACGGAGUGUCUGUGAAAUUCAUGGAACAAGAGCUCUCGGCCUCGAUUGGGCUCGCGUCUGGGGAUUACUAUGACCUCGACCUCCGACUUCUGCAUCCCAUCGUCCCACUACAGAGCAACUUCAGGGUCCUCGCCACUAAGGUGGAGAUGAAGAUGAAGAAGACCGAGGCCAUCCGAUGGGAGAGCCUGGAGGGAGAGGGACAGGAAUCCAACAUCAAACACUUCGAUCCCAACGAGUACCCGACAUCGUCCCAGCACAGCCGCAAAUGGGACAAAAUCGUGGUGGACAUUAGCGAGGAGGAGAAGAACGAGAAGCUGGAGGGAGACGCGGCCCUCAACAAGGUCUUCCAGCAGAUCUACACCGAUGGUUCAGACGAGAUCAGACGUGCCAUGAACAAGUCUUUUACGGAGUCACAUGGCACAGUUUUGAGCACCAACUGGAAAGAUGUGGGCAAGAGAAAAGUGGAUCCAAGCCCGCCGGAUGAUGUCGAGUUGAGGAAGUACUGAACCUCCUUACCUCGCUCUCUCUCCUCCGCUUCCUUUCCCCCCCCCCCCCCCCUCAGUUUGACCUCGGUCCCUGCAUUCCACUCAGUCUCCUCCUCCGACCUGUGGUCUUCCACCAACCAGUACAGUUCAUUUCAGUCCAUGGGAAUGCAGUGGAACCUCCAUGUACAAACUUAAUUGGUUCCUGGACUGGGUAGAUGAAUAGAAAAGUUCCUAUAUGCGUUUCUAAAUAUUAAAAAGUCUGCUUACAAUAAAGCCUAAGGGAGCCGCUCAAUUUUGCCUAUAAAGCAGCUAAAAAAACUCCAUUAAGGUUUUAUAUACAUCAGGGGCGUCACCCUUAGAGGGCUGCUUGUAACAAUAAAUGUAAGAAUAUAAAAGUAUAAUCGCCUCAUAUUAUUGCACAAUUGCCUAUGCAUUUGGUUAUUUAAUUUGUGCACGUACAAAUUGUGAAGUGAAUUAUAUUUAUAUAGCGCUUUUCUCUAGUGACUCAAAGCGCUUUACAUAGUGAAACCCAAUAUCUAAGUUACAUUUAAAGCAGUGUGGGUGGCACUGGGAGCAGGUGGGUAAAGGGGCGGCAUAGCUCGGUUGGUAGAGUGGCCGUGCCAGCAACUUGAGGGUUGCAGGUUCGAGUCCCGCUUCCGCCAUCCUAGUCACUGCCGUUGUGUCCUUGGGCAAGACACUUUACCCACCUGCUCCCAGUGCCACCCACACUGGUUUGAAUGUAACUUAGAUAUUGGGUUUCACUAUGUAAAGCGCUUUGAGUCACUUGAGAAAAGCGCUAUAUAAAUAUAAUUCACUAAAGUGUCUUGCCCAAGGACACGACGGCAGUGUCUAGGAUGGCGGAAGCGGGAAUCGAACCCGCAACCCUCAAGUUGCUGGCACGGCCGCUCUACCAACCGAGCUAUACCGCCCAAAUUGAUGGAUAACUUGCUUGGAAAUCGUAAGUCCAGGUGACAAGCAGAUAUUUAAGUAUUCAUUGUUAUUCUUAUAAACUGUCCAUCCAUCCAUUUCCUACCCUGUCUCAGCUACAAGUCGCCACCUCAUCCCAGCUAUAAUACGGUAUAUAAUAAUCAGGGUGCUAAUUUUUAUAUUUUUUUUUUAUCACAUAUGAAUCCCAAUUUGUGAUCAUCUCAAUUGUAAAAUUGUCUAAAAAAAUGUCAAAUCGCUUUUUUUUUUUGGGACAAAUUAGCUAAAAAAAAAACACAUUUGACUUAAUUGUCAUAACGUCAGCAACCAAAAAUAGAUUUUGUAAGCUGUUUUGUUAAGGUGUUAUAUAAUUAUUAUUGUACCAAGUAAUACGUUGAUUAAAUCGAAUCGAGAAACGUGUUAAAUCAAGUAUCGAUUAUGAAUCAAAUCCUCACCCCAAGAAUCGUAAUGGAAUGGCUAAGGUGCCCAAAGAUUCACCAAUAACCAAAGUUUAAAACAUGAAAUUUCCCGUAUUAGAUACAUUUUUUUUCCGUCAAAAUGGAAAUAAUUGAUAACAUUUGGUCAGAAAGAUGAAGUAGCAACAUUUUUCCCAGGCUUUCGCAGGCCGAAAUGACUUGUCGGGCCGCAUCUGGCUUGAAUUUGAACCAUUUAUAAUAUUAUUUGAUAUGUGCGUAUUUUUGAUCAUUUUAAGUAUACGCGGCACAUUAAUUUCUAAAAAUGCAUCACGGCGUUUGCUUUUUUCUCAACUCCAUGACUGAUUAUUACUCACGGCAAACUUCGAAAGCCAACAAACAUAGUAAAACAUCACUUACUGUACAAUGUCUUCUGUCAUGAGGAUGCUGACUGCUAGGAUUUUUUAAUAUGUUCCCUUUUAGAUGAGGAAUUACUCAAUUCUAGCCAAAACAAAGCUGUCUUUUUGUGUCGUCCUCGCUAUUUUGAAUAAAUCGGUUUGAAUCGAGAAUCGGGUUAAAUCGAGUAUCGAUUAUGAAUCAAAUCCUCACCCCAAGAAUCGUAAUGGAAUGGCUAAGGUGCCCAAAGAUUCACCAAUAACCAAAGUUUAAAACAUGAAAUUUCCCGUAUUACAUACAUUUUUUUUCUGUCAAAAUGGAAAUAAUUGAUAACAUUUGGUCAGAAAGAUGAAGUAGCAACAUUUUUCCCAGGCUUUCGCAGGCCGAAAUGACUUGUCGGGCCGCAUCUGGCUUGAAUUUGAACCAUUUAUAAUAUUAUUUGAUAUGUGCGUAUUUUUGAUCAUUUUAAGUAUACGCGGCACAUUAAUUUCUAAAAAUGCAUCACGGCGUUUGCUUUUUUCUCAACUCCAUGACUGAUUAUUACUCACGGCAAACUCUGAAAGCCAACAAACAUAGUAAAACAUCACUUACUGUACAAUGUCUUCUGUCAUGAGGAUGCUGACUGCUAGGAUUUUUUAAUAUGUUCCCUUUUUAGAUGAGGAAUGACUCAAUUCUAGCCAAAACAAAGCUGUAUUUUUGUGUCGUCCUCGCUAUUUUGAAUAAAUCGGGUUAAAUCGAGUAUCGAUUAUGAAUCAAAUCCUCACCCCAAGAGUCGUAAUGGAAUGGCUAAGGUGCCCAAAGAUUCACCAAUAACCAAAGUUUAAAACAUGAAAUUUCCCGUAUUACAUACAUUUUUUUUCUGUCAAAAUGGAAAUAAUUGAUAACAUUUGGUCAGAAAGAUGAAGUAGCAACAUUUUUCCCAGGCUUUCGCAGGCCGAAAUGACUUGUCGGGCCGCAUCUGGCUUGAAUUUGAACCAUUUAUAAUAUUAUUUGAUAUGUGCGUAUUUUUGAUCAUUUUAAGUAUACGCGGCACAUUAAUUUCUAAAAAUGCAUCACGGCGUUUGCUUUUUUCUCAACUCCAUGACUGAUUAUUACUCACGGCAAACUCUGAAAGCCAACAAACAUAGUAAAACAUCACUUACUGUACAAUGUCUUCUGUCAUGAGGAUGCUGACUGAUAGGAUUUUUUAAUAUGUUCCCUUUUUAGAUGAGGAAUUACUCAAUUCUAGCCAAAACAAAGCUGUCUUUUUGUGUCGUCCUCGCUAUUUUGAAUAAAUCGGGUUAAAUCGAGUAUCGAUUAUGAAUCAAAUCCUCACCCCAAAAAUUGUAAUGGAAUGGCUAAGGUGCCCAAAGAUUCACCAAUAACCAAAGUUUAAAACAUAUGAAAUUUCCCGUAUUACAUGUUUUUUCUGUCAAAAUGGAAAUAAUUGAUAACAUUUGGUCAGAAAGAUGAAGUAGCAACAUUUUUCCCAGGCUUUCGCAGGCCGAAAUGACUUGUCGGGCCGCAUCUGGCUUGAAUUUGAACCAUUUAUAAUACUAUUUGAUAUGUGCGUAUUUUUGAUCAUUUUAAGUAUACGCGGCACAUUAAUUUCUAAAAAUGCAUCACGACGUUUGCUUUUUUCUCAACUCCAUGACUGAUUAUUACUCACUGCAAACUUCGAAAGCCAACAAACAUAGUAAAACAUCACUUACUGUACAAUGUCUUCUGUCAUGAGGAUGCUGACUGCUAGGAUUUUUUAAUAUGUUCCCUUUUAGAUGAGGAAUGACUCAAUUCUAGCCAAAACAAAGCUGUCUUUUUGUGUCGUCCUCGCCAUUUUGAAUAAAUCGGUUUGAAUCGAGAAUCGGGUUAAAUCGAGUAUCGAUUAUGAAUCAAAUCCUCACCCCAAGAGUCGUAAUGGAAUGGUUAAGGUGCCCAAAGAUUCACCAAUAACCAAAGUUUAAAACAUAUGAAAUUUCCCGUAUUAGAUACAUUUUUUUUCUGUCAAAAUGGAAAUAAUUGAUAACAUUUGGUCAGAAAGAUGAAGUAGCAACAUCUUUCGCAGGCCGAAAUGACUUGUCGGGCCGCAUCUGGCUUGAAUUUGAACCAUUUAUAAUAUUAUUUGAUAUGUGCGUAUUUUUGAUCGUUUUAAGUAUACGCGGCACAUUAAUUUCUAAAAAUGCAUCACGGCGUUUGCUUUUUUCUCAACUCCAUGACUGAUUAUUACUCACGGCAAACUCUGAAAGCCAACGAACAUAGUAAAACAUCACUUACUGUACAAUGUCUUCUGUCAUGAGGAUGCUGACUGCUAGGAUUUUUUUAUAUGUUCCCUUUUAGAUGAGGAAUUACUCAAUUCUCACAAAAAACAAAGCUGUCUUUUUGUGUCAUCCUCGCCAUUUUUAAUAAAUCGGUUUGAAUCGAGAAUCGGGUUAAAUCGAGUAUCGAUUAUGAAUCAAAUCCUCACCCCAAGAGUCGUAAUGGAAUGGCUAAGGUGCCCAAAGAUUCACCAAUAACCAAAGUUUAAAACAUAUGAAAUUUCGCGUAUUAGAUACAUUUUUUUUCUGUCAAAAUGGAAAUAAUUGAUAACAUUUGGUCAGAAAGAUGAAGUAGCAACAUUUUUCGCAGGCCGAAAUGACUUGUCGGGCCGCAUCUGGCUUGAAUUUGAACCAUUUAUAAUAUUAUUUGAUAUGUGCGUAUUUUUGAUCAUUUUAAGUAUACGCGGCACAUUAAUUUCUAAUCUAAAAAUGCAUCACAACGUUUGCUUUUUUCUCAACUCCAUGACUGAUUAUUACUCACUGCAAACUUCGAAAGCCAACAAACAUAGUAAAACAUCACUUACUGUACAAUGUCUUCUGUCAUGAGGAUGCUGACUGCUAGGAUUUUUUUAUAUGUUCCCUUUUAGAUGAGGAAUUACUCAAUUCUCACAAAAAACAAAGCUGUCUUUUCGUGUCAUCCUCGCCAUUUUGAAUAAAUCGGUUUGAAUCGAGAAUCGGGUUAAAUCGAGUAUCGAUUAUGAAUCAAAUCCUCACCCCAAGAGUCGUAAUGGAAUGGCUAAGGUGCCCAAAGAUUCACCAAUAACCAAAGUUUAAAACAUAUGAAAUUUCCCGUAUUAUAUACAUUUUUUUUCUGUCAAAAUGGAAAUAAUUGAUAACAUUUGGUCAGAAAGAUGAAGUAGCAACAUUUUUCCCAGGCUUUCGCAGGCCGAAAUGACUUGUCGGGCCGCAUCUGGCCCCCGGGUCUUGAAUUUGAACCAUUUAUAAUAGUAUUUAAUAUGUGCGUAUUUUUGAUCAUUUUAAGUAUACGCGGCGCAUUAAUUUCUAAAAAUGCAUCACGACGUAUGCUUUUUUUUCAACUCCACGACUGACUAUUACUCACUGCAAACUUUGAAAGCCAACAAACAUAGUAAAACAUCACUUACUGUACAAUGUCUGCUGUCAUGAGGAUGCUGACUGCUAGGAUUUUUUAAUAUGUUCCCUUUUAGAUGAGGAAUGACUCAAUUCUCACAAAAAACAAAGCUGUCUUUUCGUGUCAUCCUCGCCAUUUUGAAUAAAUCGGUUUGAAUCGAGAAUCGGGUUAAAUCGAGUAUAGAUUAUGAGUCAAAUCCUCACCCCAAGAGUCGUAAUGGAAUGGCUAAGGUGCCCAAAGAUUCACCAAUAACCAAAGUUUAAAACAUAUGAAAUUUCCCGUAUUAGAUACAUUUUUUUUCUGUCAAAAUGGAAAUAAUUGAUAACAUUUGGUCAGAAAGAUGAAGUAGCAACAUUUUUCGCAGGCCGAAAUGACUUGUCCGGCCGGAUCUGGCUUGAAUUUGAACCAUUUAUAAUAUUAUUUGAUAUGUGCGUAUUUUUGAUCGUUUUAAGUAUACGCGGCACAUUAAUUUCUAAAAAUGCAUCACGACGUUUGCUUUUUUCUCAACUCCAUGACUGAUUAUUACUCACUGCAAACUUCGAAAGCCAACAAACAUAGUAAAACAUCACUUACUGUACAAUGUCUUCUGUCAUGAGGAUGCUGACUGAUAGGAUUUUUUAAUAUGUUCCCUUUUUAGAUGAGGAAUGACUCAAUUCUAGCCAAAACAAAGCUGUCUUUUUGUGUCGUCUUCGCUAUUUUGAAUAAAUCGGUUUGAAUCGAGAAUCGGGUUAAAUUGAGUAUCGAUUAUGAAUCAAAUCCUCACCCCAAGAAUCGUAAUGGAAUGGCUAAGGUGCCCAAAGAUUCACCAAUAACCAAAGUUUAAAACAUAUGAAAUUUCCCGUAUUACAUGUUUUUUCUGUCAAAAUGGAAAUAAUUGAUAACAUUUGGUCAGAAAGAUGAAGUAGCAACAUUUUUCCCAGGCCGAAAUGACUUGUCGGGCCGCAUCUGGCUUGAAUUUGAACCAUUUAUAAUAUUAUUUGAUAUGUGCGUAUUUUUGAUCGUUUUAAGUAUACGCGGCACGUUAAUUUCUAAAAAUGCAUCACGGCGUUUGCUUUUUUCUCAACUCCAUGACUGAUUAUUACUCACUGCAAACUUCGAAAGCCAACAAACAUAGUAAAACAUCACUUACUGUACAAUGUCUUCUGUCAUGAGGAUGCUGACUGCUAGGAUUUUUUAAUAUGUUCCCUUUUUAGAUGAGGAAUGACUCAAUUCUAGCCAAAACAAAGCUGUCUUUUUGUGUCGUCCUCGCUAUUUUGAAUAAAUCGAUUUGAAUCGAGAAUCGGGUUAAAUCGAGUAUCGAUUAUGAAUCAAAUCCUCACCCCAAGAAUCGUAAUGGAAUGGCUAAGGUGCCCAAAGAUUCACCAAUAACCAAAGUUUAAAACAUAUGAAAUUUCCCGUAUUAGAUACAUUUUUUUUCUGUCAAAAUGGAAAUAAUUGAUAACAUUUGGUCAGAAAGAUGAAGUAGCAACAUUUUUCCCAGGCUUUCGCAGGCCGAAAUGACUUGUCGGGCCGCAUCUGGCUUGAAUUUGAACCAUUUAUAAUAUUAUUUGAUAUGUGCGUAUUUUUGAUCAUUUUAAGUAUACGCGGCACAUUAAUUUCUAAAAAUGCAUCACGGCGUUUGCUUUUUUCUCAACUCCAUGACUGAUUAUUACUCACGGCAAACUCUGAAAGCCAACAAACAUAGUAAAACAUCACUUACUGUACAAUGUCUUCUGUCAUGAGGAUGCUGACUGAUAGGAUUUUUUAAUAUGUUCCCUUUUUAGAUGAGGAAUUACUCAAUUCUAGCCAAAACAAAGCUGUCUUUUUGUGUCGUCCUCGCUAUUUUGAAUAAAUCGGGUUAAAUCGAGUAUCGAUUAUGAAUCAAAUCCUCACCCCAAAAAUUGUAAUGGAAUGGCUAAGGUGCCCAAAGAUUCACCAAUAACCAAAGUUUAAAACAUAUGAAAUUUCCCGUAUUACAUGUUUUUUCUGUCAAAAUGGAAAUAAUUGAUAACAUUUGGUCAGAAAGAUGAAGUAGCAACAUUUUUCCCAGGCUUUCGCAGGCCGAAAUGACUUGUCGGGCCGCAUCUGGCUUGAAUUUGAACCAUUUAUAAUACUAUUUGAUAUGUGCGUAUUUUUGAUCAUUUUAAGUAUACGCGGCACAUUAAUUUCUAAAAAUGCAUCACGACGUUUGCUUUUUUCUCAACUCCAUGACUGAUUAUUACUCACUGCAAACUUCGAAAGCCAACAAACAUAGUAAAACAUCACUUACUGUACAAUGUCUUCUGUCAUGAGGAUGCUGACUGCUAGGAUUUUUUAAUAUGUUCCCUUUUAGAUGAGGAAUGACUCAAUUCUAGCCAAAACAAAGCUGUCUUUUUGUGUCGUCCUCGCCAUUUUGAAUAAAUCGGUUUGAAUCGAGAAUCGGGUUAAAUCGAGUAUCGAUUAUGAAUCAAAUCCUCACCCCAAGAGUCGUAAUGGAAUGGUUAAGGUGCCCAAAGAUUCACCAAUAACCAAAGUUUAAAACAUAUGAAAUUUUCCGUAUUAGAUACAUUUUUUUUCUGUCAAAAUGGAAAUAAUUGAUAACAUUUGGUCAGAAAGAUGAAGUAGCAACAUCUUUCGCAGGCCGAAAUGACUUGUCGGGCCGGAUCUGGCUUGAAUUUGAACCAUUUAUAAUAUUAUUUAAUAUGUGCGUAUUUUUGAUCAUUUUAAGUAUACGCGGCACAUUAAUUUCUAAAAAUGCAUCACGACGUUUGCUUUUUUCUCAACUCCAUGACUGAUUAUUACUCACUGCAAACUUCGAAAGCCAACGAACAUAGUAAAACAUCACUUACUGUACAAUGUCUUCUGUCAUGAGGAUGCUGACUGAUAGGAUUUUUUAAUAUGUUCCCUUUUAGAUGAGGAAUGACUCCAUUCUCACAAAAAACAAAGCUGUCUUUUUGUGUCGUCUUCGCCAUUUUGAAUAAAUCGGUUUGAAUCGAGAAUCGGGUUAAAUCGAGUAUAGAUUAUGAAUCAAAUCCUCACCCCAAGAGUCGUAAUGGAAUGGCUAAGGUGCCCAAAGAUUCACCAAUAACCAAAGUUUAAAACAUAUGAAAUUUCCCGUAUUACAUGUUUUUUCUGUCAAAAUGGAAAUAAUUGAUAACAUUUGGUCAGAAAGAUGAAGUAGCAACAUUUUUCGCAGGCCGAAAUGACUUGUCGGGCCGCAUCUGGCUUGAAUUUGAACCAUUUAUAAUAUUAUUUGAUAUGUGCGUAUUUUUGAUUAUUUUAAGUAUACGCGGCACAUUAAUUUCUAAAAAUGCAUCACGACGUUUGCUUUUUUCUCAACUCCAUGACUGAUUAUUACUCACUGCAAACUUCGAAAGCCAACAAACAUAGUAAAACAUCACGUACUGUACAAUGUCUUCUAUCAUGAGGAUGCUGACUGCUAGGAUUUUUUAAUAUGUUCCCUUUUAGAUGAGGAAUGACUCAAUUCUAGCCAAAACAAAGCUGUAUUUUUGUGUCGUCCUCGCCAUUUUGAAUAAAUCGGUUUGAAUCGAGAAUCGGGUUAAAUCGAGUAUCGAUUAUGAAUCAAAUCCUCACCCCAAGAGUCGUAAUGGAAUGGCUAAGGUGCCCAAAGAUUCACCAAUAACCAAAGUUUAAAACAUAUGAAAUUUCCCGUAUUAUAUACAUUUUUUUUCUGUCAAAAUGGAAAUAAUUGAUAACAUUUGGUCAGAAAGAUGAAGUAGCAACAUUUUUCCCAGGCUUUCGCAGGCCGAAAUGACUUGUCGGGCCGCAUCUGGCUUGAAUUUGAACCAUUUAUAAUAAUAUUUGAUAUGUGCGUAUUUUUGAUCAUUUUAAGUAUACGCGGCACAUUAAUUUCUAAAAAUGCAUCACGGCGUUUGCUUUUUUCUCAACUCCAUGACUGAUUAUUACUCACUGCAAACUUUGAAAGCCAACAAACAUAGUAAAACAUCACGUACUGUACAAUGUCUUCUGUCAUGAGGAUGCUGACUGAUAGGAUUUUUAUAUGUUCCCUUUUAGAUGAGGAAUUACUCAAUUCUCACAAAAAACAAAGCUGUCUUUUUGUGUCGUCCUCGCCAUUUUGAAUAAAUCGGUUUGAAUCGAGAAUCGGGUUAAAUCGAGUAUCGAUUAUGAAUCAAAUCCUCACCCCAAGAGUCGUAAUGGAAUGGCUAAGGUGCCCAAAGAUUCACCAAUAACCAAAGUUUAAAACAUAUGAAAUUUCCCGUAUUAGAUACAUUUUUUUUCUGUCAAAAUGGAAAUAAUUGAUAACAUUUGGUCAGAAAGAUGAAGUAGCAACAUUUUUCCCAGGCUUUCGCAGGCCGAAAUGACUUGUCGGGCCGCAUCUGGCUUGAAUUUGAACCAUUUAUAAUAAUAUUUGAUAUGUGCGUAUUUUUGAUCAUUUUAAGUAUACGCGGCACAUUAAUUUCUAAAAAUGCAUCACGGCGUUUGCUUUUUUCUCAACUCCAUGACUGAUUAUUACUCACGGCAAACUUUGAAAGCCAACAAACAUAGUAAAACAUCACUUACUGUACAAUGUCUUCUGUCAUGAGGAUGCUGACUGCUAGGAUUUUUAUAUGUUCCCUUUUAGAUGAGGAAUUACUCAAUUCUCACAAAAAACAAAGCUGUCUUUUUGUGUCGUCUUCGCCAUUUUGAAUAAAUCGGUUUGAAUCGAGAAUCGGGUUAAAUCGAGUAUCGAUUAUGAAUCAAAUCCUCACCCCAAGAAUCGUAAUGGAAUGGCUAAGGUGCCCAAAGAUUCACCAAUAACCAAAGUUUAAAACAUAUGAAAUUUCCCGUAUUAGAUACAUUUUUUUUCUGUCAAAAUGGAAAUAAUUGAUAACAUUUGGUCAGAAAGAUGAAGUAGCAACAUCUUUCGCAGGCCGAAAUGACUUGUCGGGCCGGAUCUGUCUUGAAUUUGAACCAUUUAUAAUAUUAUUUGAUAUGUGCGUAUUUUUGAUCAUUUUAAGUAUACGCGGCACAUUAAUUUCUAAAAAUGCAUCACGACGUUUGCUUUUUUCUCAACUCCAUGACUGAUUAUUACUCACUGCAAACUUCGAAAGCCAACAAACAUAGUAAAACAUCACUUACUGUACAAUGUCUUCUGUCAUGAGGAUGCUGACUGAUAGGAUUUUUUUAUAUGUUCCCUUUUAGAUGAGGAAUUACUCAAUUCUCACAAAAAACAAAGCUGUCUUUUUGUGUCGUCUUCGCCAUUUUGAAUAAAUCGGUUUGAAUCGAGAAUCGGGUUAAAUCGAGUAUCGAUUAUGAAUCAAAUCCUCACCCCAAGAAUCGUAAUGGAAUGGCUAAGGUGCCCAAAGAUUCACCAAUAACCAAAGUUUAAAACAUAUGAAAUUUUCCGUAUUAGAUACAUUUUUUUUCUGUCAAAAUGGAAAUAAUUGAUAACAUUUGGUCAGAAAGAUGAAGUAGCAACAUCUUUCGCAGGCCGAAAUGACUUGUCGGGCCGGAUCUGGCCCCCGGGUCUUGAAUUUGAACCUUGUAAUAUACAUGAUGUAAGUAUAUAUCUAACAGGCACAUUUAUUUUUGAUCAUUUUAAGUAUACACGGCGCAUUAAUUUAGAAAAAUGCAUCACGACGUAUGCUUUUUUUUCAACUCCACGACUGACUAUUACUCACUGCAAACUUUGAAAGCCAACAAACAUAGUAAAACAUCACUUACUGUACAAUGUCUGCUGUCAUGAGGAUGCUGACUGCCAAAAUGUUCAUGUUUUCCCUUUUUAGAUGAGGAAUGAUUCAUAAUUCUCGCCCAAAAAAAGCUGUCUUUUUGUGUCGUCCUCGCCAUUUUCGAGUCUAAACUGGCUGUCAAAGUCUACCAGCUCGUUGGAAUACGUCCUCAGCCUUCUGCCGUCCGGGUGAGAGGCGUGAUUUAUGAUCUAGAAUAAACUUGCAAGGAGCAGGGAAGUAAGGAAACAACUGAACACUGGAUGAUGUAAACAUUACAAACAAGCUGCUAUUAAUAGUCUGUCUGCGUUAGCACUUAUAAUAACAAUAUCACUAAUACUUUAUUAAUAGUCAAGUCAUAAAAUGUAAAUGGGGUAUUGUUGGCGCCUUUUGGAAGUUUUUAUUGGAUUUUAUGGCCCUUUUAGAAGACCUCACAUUGGCUCUUCUGUAGAAUGCAUUAAAAAAAAAAUCUCUCAUGUCUUUCAUGAUUAUGAAGGAUAGGCAAAAUACCAAAACAAGUGCAGUUUCCCUUUAAAUAAAAGCAUAUUUCUGUUCCUUUCCUAUCCAGUUGCUCCCUGGCGGUAUCGAAUCUUUGUCAGCCAGUAAGCAGACCACAGUUGGUAACCAAUGAAUGCCAAAAGUUUGAACACCUUCUGCAUUUUCACUGAAGGCAUCAAACCUACUAAUAAACACAUGAGAACUUAUGUACUAACUAAAAACAUGUUUUAUAUUCUAGUUCCUUCAAAAUAGCCACCCUUUGCUCUUGAUUACUGCUUUGCACACUCUUGGCAUUCUCUCGAUGAGCUUCAAGAGGCAUUCACCUAAAAUGAAGUGAAGUGAAGUGAAUUAUAUUUAUAUAGCGCUUUUCUCUAGUGACUUAAAGCGCUUUACAUAGUAAAACCCAAUAUCUAAGUUACAUUUAAAACAGUGUGGGUGGCACUGGGAGCAGGUGGGUAAAGUGUCUUGCCCAAGGACACAACGUCAGUGACUAGGAUGACGGAAGCGGGGAUCGAACCUGGAGCCCUCAAGUUGCUGGCACAGCCGCUCUUCCGCCAUGUAUUCAUAUAGUGAUGAAUACAUGGCCUAUAGGACAUAAAGGUAGUGUGUGUAUAGUCUGUGAUAUCAUGAAGAACCCAGCAGAAGUGUUGGGUUUGAGAAUCAGGGAAUAAAAUCAGUCGCAUGACUUUUGGAAGGGACUAAUAAAAACCGAGGUAUUGCUGGAAUUGUGAAGUGAAUUAUAUUUAUAUAGCGCUUUUCUCUAGUGACUCAAAGCGCUCUACACAGUAUAACCCAACAUCCAAGCUACAUCCAAAACAGUGUGGGUGGCACCGGGAGCAGGUGGGCAAAGUGUCCUGCCCAAGGACACAACGGCAGUGACUAGAGUCGGGGAAGCGGGUUUUCAUUUCAAAGGUGUGCUUGAUUGAAGCUCAUCAAGAGAAUGCCAAGAGUGUGCAAAGCAAUGAUUAAGAGCAGCGGGUGGCUAUUUUGAAGAAACUAGAAAAUAAAUCAUGUUUUCAGUUAUUUCACCUUAUUUUGUUGUGUUCAUUCAUAGUUUUGUUGUCUUCAGUGACAAUCUACAAUGUAAUUAGUCGUGAAAAUAAAAGAAAACGCAUUGAAUGAGAUUUGGUCUGUACUGUGUAUGGUACCGUACAAAAACUGAACCGUACUGCUUGGUGGAAACAAGGUCAUAGAGUUCCCAUUAUCAUCUCCCCAGACCUCCUUGUCCUCUCCUGUCAAUUUGAAAAGUCAGUAGGACAGAAGGAUUUGCAUUGUAGGAUUUCCUUAAGGCCAAAGUACUUAGAAGGAAAGAGUGGAUUAGAACAUGACGGACAGACCUAAAACAAUCCAACCCGACGUUCAUAUCAGGGGUUUUAGUUCAUAAUUCAACCCUUGUCUGUUUGCCUUCAGCAUUUCUAUGUUAAAGCCCUUUAUGACUUCCCGUUAUCAGCACAUGUAUAAAAAAAAAAUGUAUAGUUAACAAUGAGAAGUAAUUUAGAUGUUUUAAGCGAUAACUCGGAGUGAUUUUCUCGGCUUCCGCACCCACGCUUUGCAAGAUAUCUCCGCGCCAAUAAGUGGCUUUGUACCGCUUGAGUGCGAUUCAAUCCAAGGUAUGAAUAAAAGGCUUGUCCGGCUAACGCUC
Molecule: messenger RNA, 13946 nt
Organism: Nerophis ophidion (straightnose pipefish)
Lineage: Eukaryota; Metazoa; Chordata; Actinopteri; Syngnathiformes; Syngnathidae
Gene: sugt1
Product: SGT1 homolog, MIS12 kinetochore complex assembly cochaperone
Exons: 13
Coding region: 97-1068 (323 amino acids)
Biological process (GO): protein stabilization
Molecular function (GO): protein-folding chaperone binding
Source: RefSeq, a predicted model, not a curated record